AACAAAACCGCAUUGUGCUGUUUUGAAUUGAAAAUCGUGCAUUUAAAAAGCAGAAAUUUAAGGAUUUUUCAUCGCCAUGGGUAGAAAAGGAAAUUAUGCCGAAAGACCGAAGAAGGGUCCCGGCAAAAAAACCAAAAGACAAGGCAAUCCAACGUUUUCGAAGGAAAUUUUAGACACAGAAAAACGAGAUAAACCUCUUACGCAUCGCCAAAAACAACGCGCUGUGAAACGAGACGCCAAAAAAUUAAGAGUUGAAGAGCUGCAGAAGAAAGUUGCAGCAAAAAAAGCGAAACAAGGAUUCACAGACGACAACAGCGAAUGGCUAAAACCGAAGAAAAAGAAGCCUGUUCAUCGUUCUGAUGGCGAAAGUGACGACGACGAUGACGAAGAAGAGGAGCAAAUGUCUGUCGACGAGGCUGAAAGUGACGAAGAAGAAGAAGAAAUGCCACAAAAGCGAAAUGGAAGAGCAGCUGAACCCGAUUCCGACGAAAGUGAUGAAGAUUCUGACGAAAAUGACGAUGACGACGACGAAGAUAUGCUUCCAAUCGAAAAACAAAACGUAAAAUUGAAGAAAAAACAGGCACGGGAAGCAAAAUUAGCGGAAGAGGAACUCCAAGAGAACAUGGCGAACAAAGAAGCCUUUGAAUUUCCCGACGACGAUAAUACAGAAGAGACUAAAACUGUGAGUUUGCAAGAUGUGCAAGUCAGAAUCAAAGAAGUUGCCGGAAUUUUGUCAGAUUUUGAGAAUUUACGUGAUCCGGAGAGAAGUCGAAGCGAAUAUUUGGAGCUAAUUAAGAAGGAUUUGUGCAUUUAUUACAGCUACAACGAGUUUAUGAUGCAAACUUUUAUGGAUUUGUUCCCCAUUAAUGAGUUAAUGGAGUUUUUAGAGGCCUCAGAGGUGCAAAGACCCUUGACGAUUCGAACUAACAGCUUGAAAGCGCGUCGUCGUGACUUGGCACAAGCUCUAAUUAAUCGCGGUGUCAAUUUAGAUCCCAUUGGAAAGUGGUCCAAAGUCGGUUUAGUCAUCUACAGUUCACAAGUCCCGCUGGGAGCGACGCCCGAAUAUCUCGCAGGACACUAUAUGAUCCAAGGAGCUUCAAGUAUGUUACCUGUGAUGGCUUUGGCGCCUCAGGAGAACGAACGUGUGCUUGAUAUGUGUUCCGCACCCGGCGGCAAAAGCUCUCACAUUGCUGCGAUAAUGAAAAAUACGGGAGUUUUGUUCGCCAAUGACGUAAAUCGUGAUCGUUUGAACGCAAUUAUCGGAAAUUUCCAUCGUUUGGGCAUCGUUAACUCCGUUGUCACGUGUUUGGAUGGCGUUCAGUACAAAACUUUCAUGAGUGGCUUCGAUCGAGUGUUACUUGAUGCACCUUGCACCGGUACCGGGGUCAUCGGGAAAGAUCCCAGCGUCAAAACAUCCAAAUCUGAGGCGGAUAUUCAACGUUGCUACAAUCUCCAACGCAAACUGAUCCUUUCCGCGAUCGAUUGUUUGAGCGCCAAAUCCGCUACCGGCGGGUAUCUCGUCUAUUCCACGUGUUCCGUGUUGCCGGAAGAGAAUGAAUGGGUCAUCGAUUACGCCUUGAAGAAACGAAAUGUGAAACUCGUGCCCACAGGAUUGGAUUUCGGGGUUGAGGGAUUCACGAAAUACAAGACGCAUCGUUAUCAUCCCUCGAUGAAGCUUACACGUCGUUAUUAUCCGCAUUCGCACAACAUGGAUGGCUUUUUCGUCGCAAAAUUACAAAAAUUCUCCGAUGCUAUUCCGAAUGACGGCGCAAAUGACGAAGAAGAGGAAGUUCCUGAAGAGCCAGAGGAAAUUGAGAUCCCCAAGAACGUUGACAGACGCGAUUGGUACUACAAGGAUGCCAUUGAAAAGCUUAAAAAGAAGAAGGAAGACAAGAAUCACGUCGUAAAAGUAUUCGAGAAACCAGUUAAAGCGAAAAAUAAUGAGAAAAAGGAAGAAAAACCGGCGAAACAACAGAAAAAGAUGGAGACAAAUGGAAAUGUUGAAGAAGAAAAGGCGCCAAAAACUCCUGCGAAUGAAUUGAAAGCCUUCCAGAAAGUCAACAAGGAUAAAUAUAGCAAGAAAAAGUCGAUUGGACAACUGAGUAAAUCCUUUUCCGUAGCAGCGACACCCCUUAAAAAUAAAGCGGGAAAGAGGAAGUCUGUUGGAUGAGCGAUGAUUGAUCCUUUUUCUUUUUAAUUAUUACCAAUUUAAUUUUAUGAAUAUAAAAAGUUAUUCAAAAAACUCG
This is a messenger RNA of Culicoides brevitarsis, 2246 nucleotides long. RefSeq lists its product as uncharacterized. NCBI's taxonomy places the organism in Eukaryota, Metazoa, Arthropoda, Insecta, Diptera, Ceratopogonidae. Bases 77 to 2170 code for a protein of 697 amino acids. Gene Ontology annotation, cellular component: nucleolus. The record is from RefSeq and is a predicted model, not a curated record. Gene Ontology annotation, molecular function: RNA binding; rRNA (cytosine-C5-)-methyltransferase activity. The transcript has 2 exons. Gene Ontology annotation, biological process: maturation of LSU-rRNA; rRNA base methylation.